Molecule: messenger RNA, 2851 nt
Organism: Marchantia polymorpha subsp. ruderalis
Lineage: Eukaryota; Viridiplantae; Streptophyta; Marchantiopsida; Marchantiales; Marchantiaceae
Source: the annotation of a GenBank genome assembly
GUCGUCCAUUGUGCGCAGAGAGUGGAAGGAGAGGUGACAGGAGGACGACUACGAGCCGACGAAGGAAGGAAGGAAGGCUCGGAGGGAGGCAGGCAGGCGGGCGGGCGGGCAGGCAGCAUCAGCAGCAGCAGCAGCAGCAUCAGGAAGCUGAGACAGAGUCAGAGAGAGAGAGAGAGAGAGCGAGGCAGGCCGAUACGCAGGACAGACAGUAGAGGAGUGGAGAGGGGAGAAAGGCAGGCAGGGUCAGAGGAAAGAGAGAGUGGUUUUGUUUUGUUGCAUUCUUCUUCUUAUUUAUCUUCCUGCUUUUCUUCUUCUUCUUCUUCAUCUUCUCCUUCUCCCCGAGAGAGAGAGAGGAGUCAAGCAGGCAGUCUGGCAGAGAGGAUUGGCGAUUGCGUCAAAUCGGGCAGAUUGUUGUUUGCUGCUUGCUUGAGGUGGAAGGGAACGAGAGUUUCUAGAAGAGAGAGAAAGAAAGAGGGAGAGGACGAAGUCAGAGGAUAAUAGCAGGAGAGGACGAGGGAAGUGAGUUUGGUCGUAGCAAGUGGAUCGAAUACUGCAAGGGAGGAGAAAACGUUAGGUAGAUUGCGAGAUUGAUUGAUCUGGAAGAGGUUCAUUCCGGCGGGACGUCAUAAAGUGGUGGGGAGAGUAGGAGGUGGCAGUCGGAGAGAAUACAUCAGGUGUUCAGGUGCGGCUGCGAGAUUUUGGCCUUGCUUUAUGCUACAGCGGAGAAACGGUGGAGGAAGGCGCGAGGGCUCGCGUAGGAGAGGAGAGGGAAGGAGAACGAACGCAAGUCGAGUCUGGCCGGUUUAGGGUAGAGCAGAGAUACAGCGAUUUGAGUUACGGAACAGAUUCGUUUGCCGCGAAACGGAAGGUUGGCUCGACAGGUAGGAGGGGAAGAGAGAGGAUCCUGUAACACUGAGGGCGGAUGGUUGUUGCGGCUUCGAGCGUGUAGGACCUGGAUAUCGGUAUAAUCAAUAGCAGAGGAAGGCUCAAGAGUGGAGGAUACACCUUCAAUCGGCACGGAGGGAACGUAGUGGUGCAGUUUAGGGGAGGGAGAAGGAAUGGCAGCAGGAGCAGCGAGAGCCCGGGCUGACUAUGACUAUCUCAUUAAGCUGUUACUAAUCGGAGACAGUGGUGUCGGAAAGUCUUGUCUGCUCCUGCGGUUUUCUGAUGACUCGUUCACAACGAGUUUCAUCACAACCAUAGGGAUCGACUUUAAGAUCAGAACUAUUGAGCUCGAUGGGAAACGCAUCAAACUCCAGAUUUGGGACACGGCUGGUCAGGAGCGUUUCCGAACCAUCACAACAGCUUAUUACCGAGGGGCUAUGGGAAUCUUGCUUGUCUACGAUGUGACGGACGAGUCUUCAUUCAACAAUAUUCGAAACUGGAUCAGAAAUAUUGAGCAGCAUGCUUCAGACAACGUCAACAAGAUUUUGGUCGGCAACAAGGCUGAUAUGGACGAGAGCAAAAGGGCUGUCACAACUGCCCGAGGUCAAGCACUUGCCGAUGAGUUUGGAAUCAAGUUUUUUGAAACUAGUGCAAAGACGAACUUAAACGUUGAGGAUGUGUUUUACUGCAUAGCAAGAGAUAUCAAACAACGUCUGGCAGAAACUGACUCAAAGCCCGAGGCCCCCAGCAUCAAAAUCAACAAGCCUGACCCUGGUCCCAGCAAGGGCAAGCAAAAAUCAGCUUGCUGCAGUUAGUUGGUGUAGCCAAAUCGGGGUCUUGUUGACGGCUGAACACUUUGUGUGUGGAUUUCAAGCAUUGGGGUUGGGUGCUUUUUUGUAUGAAACGUCCAACCCAUUGAGGAUGGAUGAAGUGGUGGUGGUUCUCACAUGCAAGAGUUUUCAAGUGAGCUGCUGGGAGAUGUUAAAGAGAUGGUGUGAGGCUUCCGAGUUAUCGGAAAAGCCACCUUCAUUUGUGCCAUCCUGACUGCUAACUUGUACUAGGGUCAAUAAGGUGAACUAAUUCCUGUUGAUCAUUUAUUCGUUUUCAUCUCUGAUGUCUCAUUGCUUCUGCAGAGAACUGAUUCAAAUCUUGGGAAGCUUGGGAAUGAUCAAUCUCUGUGCAGUUAGAUUGAUUUUCUUGAUUACGAGGACAAUUAUAACGAGAGUAGAAUGACUUAGUCUAAACCACCUGUAAUUACUGUGAUUUGAUUUUUCAAAGGAAAUGGAAAAAGACGUCUCUUAAGCGGCAUCCAUUCUGCAAAUUUUGCGAUGUCUUCCUCCACUAUGACUAGCAUACAAGGCGGGCGUCUACUCAUGUUAUGGAACAGUCUCAAUACAACGAUCUCUCUUGUCGAUGAUAUGUUCACAAUUCUACCACUGGAGAAAUAUGAUGGGGUUUCAUUCACUUCACAAUUCUAAGCGGCAUGCUUAAGCAGCAAGCACUGUCUUUUACAUUCAUAAGAUUGUUGCAGAAUGGGAACAUGUUCUCACUGACAAAAGUUGAACUUGUGGUGAGGGAGGCAGUCCUCAGUGAGACAUGGUGCGUAAAGUCUCAAAAUCUGGAACUUGCAGGUCUCUAUUGUUUGAAAUGGAUGUAGACACAUGACCUAAACUUUGUGUCUUAAGUCUCAGUAAAUAAUGCAUACUUAAUACCUGGCUGAAAGCUCUGCACUGAGCGAAGUUCUCGGACCAGGGUUUGGUUUUGAGGCUCGAUACUGCUGUAGCACUUUCUUAGAUUAGUGAAUAAAAGAGAAGUGUGAUGCUUGGUCGAGGUUCUAUAGCAGAGCAAGAUGAGAACAUUGUGUUAUCAGAUUCUAUCAGAAUUGAUCAGCUUAUUUCACACUUAGUGCGCAGUUGGUGAAGUUAGCAGUUCUGUGCCGGGUAUUUGUCAAUGUUCCGACUUGCUU